AGCGACUAGCGCACCCCGACCACCCUCAGCUACCGCUACCGCUACCGCUACCACUCCUCCUCUUCCCCACGAGGCAACACGACCACGCGACGACGCAAGGAGCCUCCGCCCUCGCACUACCGCCCAUCACUACCCCUCGUCCAACACUGCGCGCUGUCUGUCUGAGGGACCCCCAGUGCAGCCAUGAGCACCGAGCCGACACCGCUACCUGUGGACGCUACUCGCCCGUCGACCGACAAGCCCGUACCAAACCUACCUUCGUCUGAACGGCCCAACGGCACUGCCCCACAAGGCACCCUUGCCUCCAGCACAAUCGCUCCGCUCCCAUCAUCGUCGCGAGGGCCAUCGGCAGGAGACGCUGGCGAAGGCGACUCGAAGCAGAAACGCUCGCUCUUGAACGUUCCUCGACCUGGCUCGCAGUCCAACGACACGGCCACGCCUACUACCGGCUUGAGUGGAGUCACGGCGGCAGACUCCGAAAGCAUCGGACGGGGCUCCAAGCACUCGAAGCGCAGCUUCAUGAAUAAACGACGGGCAGGGAGCACGGCGAGCAGCAAACGCUCGCAGCAGCGUGCUGCUGCCUCUGAGAAGGCCGAGCAACCGCGCCCGGCGACUGCCACAGCCAAUCGCGAGGGCUCAACGAGGAGCAAGUCAAGGAAGUCUGCCGGUGGUUUGCUGUCUUGCCUACCCUGCUUUGCACCCAAGGAAUCACGGGCGACGGGAGACGUCACGCCUCCAGAGAAUGUCAAGCAAGCCCAGAAGCUUCCAAUUGGACGGACUUCGCAAUCGACACCUGUAAAGAAGCAGGAUCAAAACGUUGCCGAGUCAAGUAACACCGACUCAAAAGACCCGCUGGAUGAAAAGGCAGGUGCUGAGACAUACGGCCCAGGUGUCUCUGAGAAACCGAACAAUGGUGACGGCACAGCUGAGCGACCCUCGAAUGAGACCCGACCCCCGAUUGUGACAAGAAGCUCGUCCAAGAGGCAGCAACAAACAGAGCAAGCUCUGCCACCCCAGCCUGGCAUGCUCCAAACAGCACAGCCCCAAAUCAGCAUCACAAACCCAACACCUGGCUCCACCCCGGUGCUUCCAAGGCCUUCAGUCGAGCAAGCGCGGAUUAUAGAAGAUCAAACUCCAGAGCAGAAGCAGAUCGACACUGACAUUGAGAUGAAGGAUGUCCCGUUGUCGACCGAUGAUGUCCACCAGGAGGGCGAAGAGGAGGAUAUUGAUGCGCACCCUGAACACCCAAAAAUCGAUCUUCCGCCUCCCCCGCCACUCGAGCAGAGGAAGGAAGCAGUACAGAAUCAGACGACGGACUUGUCAGACGCUUCGGAACCGCAAAAGUAUCUCCUUGGCCCGAUAGCACCGAGAUUUCAAGGGAAAAAGUGCUUGGUCCUUGAUUUGGAUGAGACGUUGGUUCACAGUAGCUUUAAAAUACUACACCAGGCCGACUUCACCAUUCCUGUUGAAAUCGAGGGACAGUACCACAAUGUCUAUGUCAUCAAGCGACCAGGCGUUGACCAGUUUAUGAAGAGGGUUGGCGAGCUGUAUGAAGUUGUGGUGUUUACAGCAUCUGUCUCAAAGUAUGGUGACCCACUCCUCGAUCAGCUCGACAUCCACGGCGUGGUACACCACAGGCUUUUCCGCGAAAGUUGCUACAACCACCAAGGCAACUACGUCAAGGAUCUCUCACAAAUCGGCCGCGACCUCAAGGAUACCAUCAUCAUCGACAACUCGCCCACUUCGUACAUCUUCCACCCGCAACACGCCGUUCCCAUCAGCAGCUGGUUCUCUGACGCUCAUGACAACGAACUGCUCGAUCUGAUACCCGUGCUCGAGGAUCUCGCUGGCAAUCAAGUCAGCGACGUUAGUUUGGUGCUUGAUGUUGCUUUGUGAGCCUAGUUUGUGACGAUAAGAGGAUACCCUUGCGCAUACUCCGUUUACCGCCCGAUAUACCUAUUCACAUGAUCGCCUGUUCUCGGGUCUUUAGAUCAUACCUUUGUAAUCAGUUUUGUAAUUUGCAUCAAGAGGCAGACGGCCUGGGGCGGGGCACUUGUCAGAACCUAGCCGAUAGAAUGUCACGUUCUUUUGGCCAUGUCCUUGAUCUUGUUAGCAGGACCCAACGACUCGGUGCCACGA
This is a messenger RNA of Cucurbitaria berberidis CBS 394.84, 2139 nucleotides long. RefSeq names its product NIF-domain-containing protein. The record is from RefSeq and is a predicted model, not a curated record. NCBI's taxonomy places the organism in Eukaryota, Fungi, Ascomycota, Dothideomycetes, Pleosporales, Cucurbitariaceae. Gene Ontology annotation, cellular component: plasma membrane. Gene Ontology annotation, molecular function: phosphoprotein phosphatase activity. The coding region runs from base 184 to 1896 and encodes 570 amino acids. The transcript is spliced from 5 exons.